AUGCGCCCUGAAGCAACGCUCGCUAGGCCGCAACUCUCCGUAUUGUAUCUCAUGGAAAAACCAAAAACGGCAAAGGAAACAAGCAUAGGGCAACUUGUUGAUGCAAAUUGGAUCGACCGAGAUCUACCAGGUUCGUGGAAGUCUACAUGCGAUGCUCAGCACGAUGGGCUUUGUAAAACAUUUCCCAAUCGAGCACUUUCAUCUAUAAGGCCUGCAUGGCUUGUAGACGUCAAGCGUCAAUGUCUUGUCGCAGCCCCGCAAGACUGCUCUUAUAUCGCCCUGAGUUAUGUAUGGGGUAGUCAAUCGACUUUCAACACAACUGAGGGUGACCUCAUUUACCUCCAGAGUGACGGAUCGCUUUCAGGACAAUUGACCAAACCUAUCGCUAGGACGAUACGAGAUGCCAUGGGUUUAGUCGAGAUUUUAUCAGAGCGAUACUUAUGGGUUGAUACUCUAUGUAUUGUUCAGGAUAACAAGACAGAAAAGGCACGAGAGAUAACAAAGAUGGCAAUGAUCUACGGCAAUGCUUCCGUCACGAUUUUUGCAGCCGAUGGAGAACAUGCCAACAGCGGGUUACGCGGCUUCCGGGGCAUAUCAGAGCCCAGACGUCUACAUCAGACUACUCAUUGCAUCGACAAGGAAGCAAUGGUAGUAACAACUCCUGUUCCAUCGGGAAACGCCUAUGAACCUGGAAACGAUCGGUCAAUUUGGGAAAGUCGAGGAUGGAUAUUCCAGGAGUACUUCUUUUCCAGAAGAAGGCUCAUUUUCAACGGCAACUGUAUGCGCUGGGAGUGCAACUCCGCCGUCUGGCGAGAACACGUUCAGCUGCCACCAGAACUCGACUCUAUCGUGGCAAGGGUCGUCCCUUGCAGUUUUAUCUUGGAAGGUUCUAUCCCAGACUUGAGCUUUUUCAGCAUCAUUUUAAGUGAUUAUAACGAAAAGCAAUUCACCUAUCCAGAAGACUGUCUUGAUGGCUUUGCGGGAAUAUCAUUACUGUUUAGCACUCAGCUGUGUGGUGGCUUCAUGUCUGGCCUACCGAUGGCGUUCUUUGAUCUAGUCCUCUUAUGGGAGCCAAGAGAGCAUCUAACCCGGAGGGCUGCCAAAAAUUUGAAAAGGGCGAAAGAUCUACCCAGUUGGAGCUGGGCUGGGUGGUCUGGCUACGUUAUUUUCCCUCAUGAACCUAAUGAUGACUUCAUCAAGACGGAAAGUCAGGCGACACAGAUUAGCAACCAAGGCACGAUACGAACCCGGUUUUGGAAAUCACAUAAGGCGCCAAACUCCACUGGAACCCCAAUUCAUGCUAGCAUAUUUGAUUUUAAAGAUGCGGCGGAUUCGGGACACUUCGACCAUGACACAAGCUGGAAAAAGCAAAAGGUUUUAGAGGCUUCAGAGUCGGAUUCAUAUUACCCAGACUCUAUCUGCCGUACGCACUUCUACAAGCAUGAAGCGUUCCCAUCUCAUGAGUUUUGGUACCCAAUCCCACUCAUGCAGCCAGAGGAAGCGGUGCCUCCUGUGGUAUCGCCGUAUAUAUCCUCUACAAGUCAGCGAGCCUGGCUUUUCUGUGACCAAGAGCCUUGGAAGGCGUUGAAAGGAUAUCCAUUACUCUCCCUUCGUCAGCGUGAUGGGACCUGGGCUGGAACCCUGCGACCACAUGACGACCUCGACAUAUCAGGUCUGACAGUACAAGACCCUAACGAAGCUGUUGAACUGGUAGAAAUUGCAAGGGGAUAUUGUUCAGAAACAGAAUGGUCAGGUAUCGAGGAGCGUACACAUCCAGAAAGGCCCAAAUAUAGUCAUUGGUAUGAAUACUAUACUGUUAUGUGGGUUAAAUGGGUUGAGGGUAUCGCUUAUCGUAGGGGGUUAGGCCGUGUCCAUAGACCUUGUUGGGAGGCGCAGAGAGGAGAUCCGUUUAAGUUCAUGCUGGGUUAA
Fusarium coffeatum is the source of this 1929-nucleotide messenger RNA. RefSeq lists its product as uncharacterized. NCBI's taxonomy places the organism in Eukaryota, Fungi, Ascomycota, Sordariomycetes, Hypocreales, Nectriaceae. The transcript has a single exon. Bases 1 to 1929 code for a protein of 642 amino acids. The record is from RefSeq and is a predicted model, not a curated record.